AUGUUUUUAUUAGGUGAAGGAAAUGAGUUCGGCUCGAUCUUAACUUGUAAACAGAACUCAUCUUUCUUCUGUUCUGGAAGUGGUUUUGGGUGUCAUUACCUUCACCUCCACAAGGGGCAGUGUCAGUCUGACCCUUACCUGGAUGGAUGCCGCAUUUAUAAACCCAUUCAAAACAGAAGUGAGUGCUGGAUGGUCGAAAAUGUCCCAGAGUCUUCACAAGAUGAAAUGUUUGGAUCUGACAGUCGGUGUUUCGUUUCCAGUCUCAGUUCGCAGGGUGGCGUGCUGAACACCUCCACAGUGGGGCGCUGUUACAGACACCGAUGUACUGGACUUAACCAGUACCAGGUAAAAGUGCGUGAUUCUGACUGGGUGAACUGUCCAGCAGGAGGCACUGUUCAGAUCGAAGGAUAUGCGGGUUCUGUUUGGUGUCCUGACAGGCGACUGUGUGUGCCCAAUGUAUCUAUCCAGUCUCACAUUUUAGGUGAUUACAGCAAAUCCCAGCAGCCUAUUGUCGUGGGGUCGAUAUGGAGGAGCCCUGCGCUGCUCUCAGCUCUGGUGCUGUUGGCUCCUCUCUUCCUCCUGCUCCUCCUGCUCCUCCUGCUCCUCCUGGUCAAUGUCUCUGUCUCCUGUCGCUGCUGCAAGGUCAGGGUUCACAGCCUCCAACAAGAACAACACAUGCAUCCGACACGUGCAUAA
Messenger RNA from Knipowitschia caucasica, 696 nucleotides. The record is from the annotation of a GenBank genome assembly. Lineage: Eukaryota; Metazoa; Chordata; Actinopteri; Gobiiformes; Gobiidae.